Pyrus x bretschneideri (Chinese white pear) is the source of this 2360-nucleotide messenger RNA. RefSeq lists its product as uncharacterized. Bases 609 to 2318 code for a protein of 569 amino acids. Gene Ontology annotation, biological process: signal transduction. The transcript has 7 exons. The record is from RefSeq and is a predicted model, not a curated record. Lineage: Eukaryota; Viridiplantae; Streptophyta; Magnoliopsida; Rosales; Rosaceae.
UCUGUCUCAUCUUCUCAUCUUCUCAUUCUCUCUCAAGGCCGUGUCUCUCCCUUCUCUCUGCAACACAAACACCAUCAUCAAACAUUAUAGAUCAAACUUCAAAUCACCACUAUCGUAUUCUUCUCAUCCCCACGAGUCCAUCCAUCAAACAGAUUAAAAAACAACUGAGUUUUGAACAUCCAACUUGGAGCUCCGACUCGAGUUACAAGGUUUUGGAAGGUUUUAGAAGCCACUACACAACUACCUGAGGUCCCUAGUCCAAGUUUGAAGCCAAGCCAACGUGAAAACACACGGUUUCAAGAAGUCGAAAAAGGGCCGAGGCAUUCGAGCUAUUAUCAGUCCAUUUCCGUCCACUUUUUUGACUUUCGAAAGAAUCCGGCGAACCAGACGGCUGCAGCCCAGGACAACCGAGGAAGGAGGAAUAUUUCGUUAAAGUUAACGAAAUAUUUUGACGCUGUUACCUGAUGUCGUUAAGUUGUUUCAGCUAGAGGAGAUAAUUAUUCUAAGGAGGUACGAGGUCAAGCAAGGUUAGGAGACUACGAUCCGACUAUACCAAUUGCUUGUGAAAUUAAUCUCAUUAUUCCAUUGAGAAGAGAACCACAUCUCCAAUGGAAUUUCUUUCAGACUCUCUGUCUGGCUAUGAUGUAUAUCUGGGUUUUACAGAAGACACCAUGUCUUUUGCAGAUGCUCUAUAUACAAAGUUUAAGAAGCAGAACCUAGAAGUUUUCCGCAAUUGUAUUCAAAGCAUUAAGGACGUGAAAGAACUCGCUACUGCAAUUCAGAAUUCGAGGACUGUAGUUACUGUUCUGGGAAAUAAUUAUUCAUCUUCGCCACGGUGGUUGGAUGAGCUUGUAAAUAUUCUUGAAUACCAUGGGGAAAAAAAAACGGUGCUACCAAUUUUCUAUAAUGUCGAUCCGUCUGAUGUACGAAAUCAAACAGGUAGUUUUGGUGUAGCCUUUGCUAGACACCAAGAAACAUACAAGGACGACCCAGACAAGGUUAAAAGGUGGAGAGCUGCUUUAACCCAAGUAGCAAACCUCUCUGGGUGGGUUUCAAGGGGCCGGCGCGAAUCAGAGCUCAUUCAAGAUAUUGUUGAUGACAUAUGGAGGAAAUUGCACCCAAAGCUUCCUUCUACUGUCCCCUCUUCUUCGAUACUGGCUAAAACCUCAAAACCUUAUUGUUCUCAUUUUUCUUCUCAAAGAUGGAAGUAUGAUGUGUUUAUGUCUUUUAGAGGCAGAGACACCCGCUUGAAUAUUGUGGAUAACAUAUACCAUUCAUUCGAGCAGAAAGGAAUUACCACCUUUAGAGAUGACAAAGGGCUUGACCGAGGACUAUCUAUUUCUUCAGGACUUGUAAAAGCAAUUGAAGAAUCACAGAUUUCCCUCGUCACUCUUUCACCAGACUUUGCUUCUUCAAGUUGGUGCCUGGAUGAGCUUGUGAAGAUUCUUGAAUGCACAGAAACAUCUAACUUGCAGAGGAUUCUCGAGGCCUUUACAGAACAUGAAGAAGCAUCAUCAGACAUGGUCGGUGUCAAGUGUAACACAAGGGAUAGGAAAAUAAGUAAAAUCAGAAUUUCGGUUCACUAUGGUGGAAAGUGGGUUAAUACUGCAUACAUUGGUGGUAAUGCGACAGAGAUAGUGGUGUCAAAGGACAUUACUUGUGAGGAGCUUCUAGGUAGAGUGUAUUCUAUCGUCGGGAUAGAUCCAAAUGAGUAUGAGAUCAUAAUGAAGACCACAGAUGAAUCAGAAUUGCCUGCUCAACCAGUGCAGAUAGCCGAUGAUGAGGACUUGGCAUUUUUCAUAGAACGAAGUCUAUGUUUGGAUAAGAGGUCGAAGAUGAAUAUUCUUAAACCCCGAGUAUCUUCUUCUAGAACUAGAAGGAAAAUGAAUGAGCUUAGACUUUUGGUUAACUAUGAUGGGAACUGGAGCAAUUCUAAAUACAUUGGUGGUAAAACGAAAGGAAUUAUGGUUUCAUACAGCAUUACAUAUGAAGAACUUGUGCAGAGACUGUAUUGUAAUCUUGAGGUAGAUGCCAGUGAAUACAAGAUCAUAAUAACGACAGCAUAUGCAUCAAUACUACCAACCCAACCGGUGGAGCUAAGUGAUGAUGAUGGCCUGAGAUUUUUUAUUGACGAGAGUCUGUCAUUGGACAAGCGCUCGAAAAUUCCUUUGUGCAUCACUCUCCAACGACGGUUUUAUCGUUGGCAUCGUUAUUCAUGUUCGGUUGUUCUUGUGCUUUCUUUUCUGUUGCUUGUCUUUCUGAAGAAAUUUUUUAGUGUAAUCGUUACACGAGAUGGUACAUCAUUUGUCCCUACAUAAAUGGUGGGUUAUGUGUGUUAAAAUAGGAUAAUAUUAUCAAGA